AUGAUUUUACUUCUAUUUUCUGUGUUUGCCCUACUACAUAUCACAACAUCUGAUCGCAAUCUUAUAGAUGGGUCUUACGGAAGCUGUAACUAUUCGUCACCUUACUUGAUAUUUAACACCGAUUUCCUCGCAUCUACACCACAUCGACAACAACGAUUGUUGUAUGGAAUACGAACGUUAACCACGCCUGAGAAAAAUCGAAACUUUAUAAUAAGGAACCUUGAAUUAGCUCAGCUAACAGAACGUCAGAAAAUAGGGCACGUAGAAUCACGUUCAAAAUACGACGAAAAUCGUAAAACUUUUAGAAGGAAUCUAAACAGAAUUUUAACCAGUUCUUCGGAAGAGAUUGUAGGACAUUUUAGGGACAGAAUUUUUGUUUAUGAAUCUGAUUUCCUGAACAACAUUUAUAAAAAAUUUAUAGGUUUCUCAAUUCGUUAUAGUAAUAGAAAAAAUGUAGCUUACACAAAUCGUUAUGAAGAUAGACGUAUAAGCGGAUUCAAUUAUAACUACCAUGAUGAUAGAAAUGGACGAAAACGUGACUUACUUGAACACGUCGAACGCAAGCCUAAACGUCAUGCCAAUACAGACAGCUUAAGGGAUUAUUAUUAUAGGGACUAUAAUAGAUAUACAGAAAGGAAAGUAUUACCACAAAAGUUGGUAUUAGACAGAAAUGCUUACCGCAAAGCUAACUUACAAAAUAUUAGAAAAAUAAUGACUGGCAAAGAGACUACCUUUAAUCAAUUUGCUGCGAAUCGUUUUUCAGAAUUUAAUACACAUCGCAAUUUAGGUAAGCAAUUAUCUCAAAAUGAAUUACGUACUAUUACCAGCCGUGAUAAGGCAAACAAGGAUAAAAUGAAUAUAAAUUACAGCAAAAGAGUUUCGAAGGAAAUUAGCAGACGCUUACUUACUCGCGAUGUAGAUUAUUUUAAUUCAUUGACAGAAAAUCGAAAGAGACAUGAACGUGUCUACAACAGAGAGGUAAAUGAAGUAGGCAGAGGUACUCGUGACAUAAAACUAAAACUACGUGAAGCAUCUAGAUUUAGGGAUUAUGUACGAACUAAGCGCGACGAAAUGUCAAGAAUACGAAAAUACCGACAAAACAUUGAACAGUUUGAUAUACAUCGUAAAAGGGAAGAUGUAAACGGCCUUAGACGUACUUUUUCUGCAGAAAGGUAUACGACACGAUAUAUUUCAAUUGAUACUAAAAUUCAAUUUGACAGAAAAAAUGAUAACUACAAUGUCAGGUAUAAUAGAGACAUGAAAAAUAGAAUAAUUUCAGAACAUAACGAUAAUAAAAACAGACGUAUCAGUGGUAACCGAGAAAGUUUUAACUUUGAAAAAACAAACAGACGUAUGAGUAUAUUUGAGUUCAGAAAUAACAACGGUCAAAGAAAUGUUCAGAAAAAUAGGCUUAGUCUUUGGCGCAGUUUUACUAGACGAUUUUUAGAAAGAGAUAACGGAAGAAGAUCUCGAGAUAAUUUCUCGAUAGAACAUUAUCAAGUACGAUACCAGAUAAGAAGAUCACGAAGAAUCCAGCAAAACUUUGAUAAUGCCUCAGACAGAAUUUCGAGAAGUAAUCGCCUAACCUUUAGUUUAGCUUCAGAUGUAAUUGAAAGCGAUGAAAAUAGACCAAAAUUAAUAGAUGUAGGAUUCCGUAUUGAUAAUAUUGUGUCUAGACAACGACAAUCACCUAAAGUCAGCACGCACAAUAAACGUGAUAUAAAAGAUGACAACAUUUCUAUGUUUAACAAUAUACGACAUAGCUUAAAAAAUCGACUCAGGGUACGGGAAGGUCGCGAUAGGACGAUAUCUAGAAUAAAAGCAAACAUGAUAUCAUCAAGAAGUAAUAUACGAAUUGCAAGAAUAAGUACUGAUUAUGUUAUUAACCAAAGAUCACGCAGUAAUGAAAAUUGUGCUGCAAAUAAUCUACAAGUAACCCAAAAACUUAACGAUGAAAGAAGAUCAACUAAACCAAGCCAGGAAGAUAAGUCUAUCAAUAUGCGACGAAUUUAUCCGACAAAUGAAAUUCGCUAUUUUACGAUAAACAUUUUCAGACGGAAACAACCUAGGACAUAUAAAAUUCUGUAUGGAAAUAGUGUCUUUGAAAUCAAAUGGCAAUAUCUAUUUUACGCGCUACAGUUUGUAUAUUUAAUUAGCAUUAUUAUACAAUUUCCCAAAAAUAACAAAGGAAAAAAUAGGAUUUUCGCGUGCAAGACACCUGCAGAAUAUUUAAAAAGUGAUUGAAUAUGUUUUCUCACGACUUGAUAUAAAAUUAAUACGAUGGAAAAAUUUACGAAAGGAUUUUUAAAAUGUUAAUCUCCGCUUAGUCUUAAAAUAUUUAUGCAAAACAAAAUAAAAAUAAAUACGUUGUAA
Melitaea cinxia (Glanville fritillary) is the source of this 2373-nucleotide messenger RNA. RefSeq lists its product as uncharacterized. The transcript has 2 exons. The record is from RefSeq and is a predicted model, not a curated record. The coding region runs from base 1 to 2244 and encodes 747 amino acids. Lineage: Eukaryota; Metazoa; Arthropoda; Insecta; Lepidoptera; Nymphalidae.